Molecule: messenger RNA, 3550 nt
Organism: Manis javanica (Malayan pangolin)
Lineage: Eukaryota; Metazoa; Chordata; Mammalia; Pholidota; Manidae
Gene: CNGA3
Product: cyclic nucleotide gated channel subunit alpha 3
Biological process (GO): monoatomic cation transmembrane transport
Cellular component (GO): plasma membrane; intracellular cyclic nucleotide activated cation channel complex
Molecular function (GO): intracellularly cAMP-activated cation channel activity; protein-containing complex binding; cGMP binding
Source: RefSeq, a predicted model, not a curated record
GACUCUCCGCCUCUCUUGCGCCUGGGUCGCCCUCUUCCCUUGGAGGGGAUGGUGGUAUGAGAGGCUUCUGCCUCUUCCGGGACCGCCUUUGAGCUUCAGAGCCUCACCUGACUUUCCCAGAGAGGGAGACAACAGACUCCUUCCGCCAUCCGCAGAGGGCCAGGGGCCGGAGCUGGGGAGGGGCUGAGGACGGAAUCGCUGCCCAGACCCGAAGGGAGCGAGAGGAGGCUCUCCGCCAGACAGGCGCGCCGCGGAGAGCUCAAACUUUGGUGGGGAGCCACCUUGGUGCUGAAUGUGACAGAGCAAGACGAUGGCCAAGAUCAACACCCGAUUCUCUCACCCGUCCCUGGUUCACCCCACGGUAAGAACCUCGGACAGAGAUCUCGAGCAUGUUGAAAACGGCAUCAGUAGGACCCACUCGCCAUGUGAGGACAUAUUAUCAGAACCUCAGCCUGGGAUCACCAUGGAGACCAGAGGACAGGCUGAAUCCAGGCAAAGCUCCUUCACCAGCCAGGGGCCUGCCAGGUUGUCACGCCUCAUCAUUUCGCUGCGUGCCUGGGCCGCCAGGCACUUACAGCACGAAGACCUGAGACCUGGCUCUUUUCUGGAGCAUUUCCAAGGAGCUGAGCUCAAGGAGGUGUUCAGCCAAGAAAGCAAUGCCCAGUCAAAUGUGGGCAGCCAGGAACCACCAGACAGAGGAAGCAGUGUUUCCAGGAAGGACACCAUCGUGGUGGACCCCUCCAGCAACAUGUACUACCACUGGCUGAUUGUCAUUUCCCUGCCAAUCUUCUACAACUGGUGUCUGCUCGUGGGCAGGGCCUGCUUUGACGAGCUGCAGUCGGAGCACCUGACACUGUGGCUGGUCCUGGACUAUUCGGCAGACGUCCUCUAUGGCUUGGAUGUGCUGGUGCGAGCCCGGACAGGCUUUCUUGAGCAAGGCUUGAUGGUCAGGGAUGCCCAGAGGCUCUGGAAGCAUUACAGAGAGACCUUACACUUCAAGCUGGAUGUACUGUCCCUGGUCCCCACAGACCUGGCUUAUUUUAAGCUGGGCAUGAACUACCCAGAACUGAGGUUCAACCGCCUACUGAAGUUUGCCCGUCUCUUCGAGUUCUUUGACCGCACGGAGACGAGGACCAACUACCCCAAUGCGUUCAGGAUCGGGAACUUGGUCUUGUAUAUUGUCAUUAUCAUCCACUGGAAUGCCUGCAUCUACUUCGCCAUUUCCAAGUUCAUUGGUUUCGGGACGGAUUCCUGGGUCUACCCAAACAUCUCCAACCCAGAGUAUGGGCGCCUCUCCAGGAAGUACAUUUACAGCCUCUAUUGGUCUACCUUGACCCUGACCACCAUUGGUGAGACCCCGCCCCCUGUGAAGGACGAGGAGUAUCUCUUUGUGGUCAUAGACUUCCUGGUGGGCGUCCUGAUUUUUGCCACCAUUGUGGGCAACGUGGGCUCCAUGAUUUCGAAUAUGAACGCUUCACGGGCCGAGUUCCAGGCCAAGAUCGACUCCAUCAAGCAGUACAUGCAGUUCCGCAAGGUAACCAAGGACUUGGAGACGCGGGUUAUCCGGUGGUUCGACUACCUGUGGGCCAACAAGAAGACGGUGAAUGAGAAGGAGGUGCUCAAGAAUCUCCCAGACAAGCUGAAGGCAGAGAUUGCCAUCAACGUGCACCUGGAUACUCUGAAGAAGGUCCGCAUCUUCCAGGACUGCGAGGCGGGGCUGCUGGUGGAGCUGGUGCUGAAGCUGCGGCCCGCGGUCUUCAGCCCCGGGGAUUACAUCUGCAAGAAAGGUGACAUCGGGCGGGAGAUGUACAUCAUCAAGGAGGGCAAGCUGGCUGUGGUGGCUGAUGAUGGGGUCACCCAGUUCGUGGUCCUUGGCGAUGGGAGUUACUUUGGGGAGAUUAGCAUCUUAAACAUCAAAGGGAGCAAGUCGGGGAACCGCAGGACAGCUAACAUCAGGAGCAUCGGUUACUCCGACUUGUUCUGCCUUUCCAAGGACGAUCUGAUGGAGGCGCUCAUGGAAUACCCUGAUGCCAAGAAGGCCCUGGAGGAAAAGGGGCGGCAGAUCCUGCUGAAGGACAACCUGAUUGAUGAGGACCUUGCCAAGGCCUGGGCAGACCCUAAGGACAUUGAGAAGAAGGUAGAGCACCUGGAGUCCUCCCUGGACACCUUGCAGACCAGGUUCGCCCAGCUGCUGGCCGAGUACAACACCACCCAGAUGAAAAUGAAGCAGCGCCUCAGCCAGCUGGAGAGCCAGGUGAAGAUCUCUGGGAGGGGCUUCCUGUCUGACGGGGACAUUCCAGAAACAGAGGCCAAACAACAGUGAAAGUGCAGGUGCCCAUCUCCCGGAGCCCACUGUUGGUGUGAUGCCUCAUGGCCACAGCUGCCUGGCAUGGGACUUGGUCAGGCAUGGAGUCCAGCUCUCCUUACCCUUAGCGAACUGUGUGACCUCAAAAAAGAGUCUCCAUUUCCUCAUCUAGAAAAUGGGAUCCAUUAUGUCUGCCCCAGUUAGGUGGCAGGUUAUUAGGAUAUCCCCAUGAAGCCCUGCAUGAGGCAGGCCUUUGGAAAGGGCGAGGUGUCCCCAGUCCAAGCGCAUGAAUGCGUGGGCACAGAACUCUUUUUUUUCAUCCAAAAGGACUUUUUAGACUUCUAAUGUUCAUUUUCUUGUAGACAGAAGAUUAUUUCUCCCUCCCCCUCCUGCACCACCUCACUGCACAACCCUCUGAUAAGGGAGAUGGAGAUGCAACAAGCUGAAAGUACAGUGUGGUGACUCAAAUUCAACCUUAUGCCAGACACUUUGGGGCACAAUUCCAAAUCUGCUCCCUCCUCAUGUGCUCUCUGGGCCCCGAGAAAGCCUGGCCUUGGGUUGUGCUGUGAUAAACACAAGGGAUGAAGCAAGGUCUCCCUGUCUGAGGCCAAAUCUGUAAAGCCAGUACAGACUCCUGCCGUCCAGCCCCUGUGAAACUGGAAUCUGCGUCAUAGAAAGGAGCAUCUCAGUGAGAGAAAGAGACAUCUCCUAAGCUGUCCGAGCUAUUCCAGGCUUCUCUCCUGGCCCUUGAGUGGGGGCUCUAGGGGGCCUCUUCAGGCUCUCAGAGGAGACCACUGUCAGGGAAGAGCCUUCAGGCUGGUGGUUGGAAUGGGAUCCUGAGCCAAACAAAGCAGACAACUAGGACUUUCAGAAGAUGAGACCCUUAGGCCAUAUCUGUGCAAAUUGCCCCUUCACCCUCAGAGGGGAAGCCUUGCCCUUGCUCAGAACUGCAUCCUAGGCCGAGCUCUUAGCGGGCUGGAAGCUGCAGAGGGCAGAAACUAGCUUUUUAAAAUCUAGUAAGUAGAACUCCAUGAACAUAUUCUGGCUCUAUGAUUAUAUGAUUGUGAAUAUAACCUUAAUGGUCCACCCUUCACUUUACAUACACAUUGUAAUUACCCAAAGAUGUCACCUCCUGACAUAAGAAAGCCAUAUAUAUAUAUAUGUAUGUAUGUAUACACACAGGUUUUCCUUCUCCUCAGUCUCCCUGUCUUUGUUUUUCCUUCCUUCUUCUCCUCCUUCCUGCCU